Molecule: messenger RNA, 894 nt
Organism: Strongylocentrotus purpuratus (purple sea urchin)
Lineage: Eukaryota; Metazoa; Echinodermata; Echinoidea; Camarodonta; Strongylocentrotidae
Product: D(2) dopamine receptor
Exons: 1
Coding region: 1-894 (297 amino acids)
Biological process (GO): G protein-coupled receptor signaling pathway
Cellular component (GO): membrane
Molecular function (GO): G protein-coupled receptor activity
Source: RefSeq, a predicted model, not a curated record
AUGGCCUACAUGAGGGACAGCAGAAUUCGGGAAAACAUAACAUACGCCUAUAUCCUCAACCUAGCUUUGGCCGAUCUACUUGUGGGGGUUGUCCUGGUGAUUAAUACAGGAAGCUUUUACACAGGAACGUGGAGUUUUGGAGGACUGCUUUGUAUUUUAGCGUGGGUGCUCGACUACUCUGCAACAACUGUAUCCGUGCUGACCAUCAUCGCCAUCAGCGUCGACAGGUACCUUAUGGUACAGAAUCCCCUACGGCAUCGUUCGAGACAGUCCUGCAAGAAGGUAGCCAUCAUUUGCAGUAUCCUCUGGAUAACCUGUCUAGCUGCCCAUUCGACUUUGGCCUUCACCUACUCCUCCAGGACAGGAUUCAUGCAUGAUGAAAACAGAAUAGCCGCGUGUGACCUUGGGUACGGAAAUGACGUUGUCAUCAUCUCGAUGAUGUCCGUGGUGGGGUACCUGGUGCCUGGUCUCUGUGUCUUUUCUUUGAAUCUCAAAGUGUACUUCCAACUGAAGCGACGCUCCAGCAACUUCCAACCAAGGUUAAGUAUGGACCAGUUGGGAUCAAGUGAAGUUCCUUUUAAGGAUGGUCGCACUCGCACCAGCUCCUGUAGAUUAAAUGACAUACGGAUUCACGGAAGCUCAGCAACAGGUUUCCAACAUCGAAAAGCGGCAAGGUUCCUGACGUUUCUUCUAAUUGUCUUCGUCUUAUGCUGGUCACCUUUCUACAUCUACCACUGCUAUACCUUCGUGACUUCAUGGGGGAACUACAGCGUUGUUGUAGAUAAUGUCGUUUCUCUUAUUCUUUGGUCGAAUUCUGCCAUCAACCCAUUCCUAUACGCUUUCACCAAUGUCUUCUUCAAGGAGAAUUUCAUGCAUUUCCUAAGAUGCAAAUGA